GCUCCAGCAAACGAGGCGAUCGAAUCUAUCGGCAUCGUAAGAUUCAAUGGAACUCUGGGCACUCCUUCUAUCUAUCGUGGUAGCCCGUCUCCAGAAAUCAACGCCGCUUGGGACAGGAUAUCUCUUGAUGGUUCGCGUCCAAUCCGUAUGAGCCACGAGCAACUGCUCAGAACAGGAGAGAAACCUUCUCCAGUCAUGGUCAGGUAUCCAGACGAAUACGGUGGAGGUUACAUGGCAACUGUAGAAGUCAUUCACCAGCUCCAUUGCAUAGACAUGCUUCGCAGAGUCAGCUGGGGUAAUGAAUCCCUGGGUCAUGGCAUCCACGAAUCUCACCAAGACUUCCGCAUUCAUCUAGACCACUGCAUCGAAAUGCUCAGGCAGAUCAUCAUGUGUCGUGGCGACGUGACGAUGCUCACUUACGACUGGGUCGAGGGCGUCGAGAAUCCUUUUCCUAACUUCAACAUUCCUCACAAUGCAGAAACUUGGAGAAGGUCUUGA
Suillus bovinus is the source of this 498-nucleotide messenger RNA. RefSeq lists its product as uncharacterized. NCBI's taxonomy places the organism in Eukaryota, Fungi, Basidiomycota, Agaricomycetes, Boletales, Suillaceae. Gene Ontology annotation, biological process: mycotoxin biosynthetic process. The annotation marks the transcript as partial. The record is from RefSeq and is a predicted model, not a curated record. The transcript has 4 exons.